This is a messenger RNA of Colletotrichum godetiae, 1188 nucleotides long. RefSeq lists its product as uncharacterized. The coding region runs from base 1 to 1188 and encodes 395 amino acids. The record is from RefSeq and is a predicted model, not a curated record. NCBI's taxonomy places the organism in Eukaryota, Fungi, Ascomycota, Sordariomycetes, Glomerellales, Glomerellaceae. The transcript has 3 exons.
AUGCCAAGCGCCCACACCUUGCGCGCUUCGCAUGCCGCAAAGGUUCGAGCCGUUCAGGUUCACUUCUGCGUCCAUUACUCGAGAAAAGGUUUACUGGCGAGAACACACCAGAUGAAUCACCAUGCGCUUGUCCUGACAUUGCAUCUACCAGGGCCACCCUUGAUCAAUACCCCCCAAACUUGGAAGAAUCCAAGCAUUGCAAAACUGCUGAUCCUACUGAGUACCUUGCAAAUGUCUAAUCGCAUUCUGUCUGGCACGCAGCAAGCGCGUCUUGCCCUGCUCAAGAAAGCUUACAAACCUGCUGCCCGCCUGCAGAAAGGAUCUAUCGAGUACGAAAACUUGGCGCGCUCGGGCAGGAAACUAACGCGCCUGCUGGACGGAAUAGAUCACCUCAGAGCGAGACUCCCAGUAAGGGAUCUGGGGAAAGCCCUGGUUGCCGAACACGCGCAGCAGUCCGUCAUGAUUGAGAACAACCCUCUGUCAGUGACGGACGCGAUCCGCAUUGUCGACCGCCUCCAAAGUGGUCUCGAGCAAGUGGACCUUGCAUCCACGUCCAGCAGCGAACUUGCCAAACUCGUGUCGACUACUGCAGCAGGCGCAGAUGCCACCGAGUCAGCCACGAACGAGCCGCGGAACCACAUCAUCGCAUCGCAAUGGAUCGCACAGAACGCGGCGGCCAAGGCUGGUACCGCAGGACUAUGCGAAGCCGAAGUACGAGACCUCGCCGUGGUGUCCGUCGUCAACACAGACUCCGAGGCGGCCUACGACACCUGGCGGACAGGUUCAACAACGGCAGGCGGCAACUUGGCAUGGGGAUCGAGGGUCCCGCUGGGCGAGUAUCGCAACCUGCCCAUCAGCGUCCGCAGCAACCGUCUUCGAAUCUUUCCGUACCCGCAAGAGCAUCGGGAGAAGACGCUGCACCCGCUGAUUCUGGCUUGUCAGAUGACAUCCUACUUUGUUCUCGUUCAUCCGUUUCCCGAUGGCAAUGGGCGUACCAGUCGCAUGGUGAAGCAGGACUACCUGGCGCGUCAGGGCUACGUUCCCGUCGUCAGUCGGGACUUGAAGCGGGAAGACUAUCUGCGGAUGAUCGACGGCGCCGGCGAAGGCAAACCGGAGGAAUUCGUAACAGCAGUGCUUGAGGCUCAAGUGGUGGUGCUGCACCAGGCUUCCACGCGCCUCGAGACAUAG